Lachancea mirantina is the source of this 960-nucleotide messenger RNA. Lineage: Eukaryota; Fungi; Ascomycota; Saccharomycetes; Saccharomycetales; Saccharomycetaceae. The record is from the annotation of a GenBank genome assembly.
AUGGCUCAAUAUAUCGGGAAGACCAUUUCGUUGGUUUCUGUGACGGAUAACCGUUAUGUCGGGCUGUUGGAAAGCAUAGAUUCCGAAAAGGGUGUCGUCACUCUGAACAAAGUCCGGUGUUUUGGCACCGAAGGACGUAAGCAAUGGGGUCCUCAAGAGAUAUAUCCGAAUCCCACGGUGUACGAAACUGUGACGUUCAAUGGUAAUGACGUGAAAGAUCUAAGCAUUUUGGAUGUUGGGCUGGACGAGGUAAAACCUACCUUGCCUCCACCGCAGUUAGCUGCACAACAACAGGGCCAGCAAGUUCCACCUGCGAUGGCAGGAUACGGAGUCUACGCACCAACUGGUGCAAGCCCCACGGUUGCUCAGGGAAUGGCGCCAGAAUCAGCUGCUAUUCCAGCACAGUCGAGAGGGCCUACACAGGCUCAAGCUCGCCAGCACGAGCAAACCGUCCAGCAGCCAUCAGGUACAGAAAAGUCAGAUGCUCGCGUUAGAGACGCGAUACAAGGGGGUAAAGAAAAAGCGAGUCGGAAACCAGACGCCAGGCGUUCGGGACAUAAAAUGGACAUCCCCAGAGAAGAUUUUGAUUUCGAGUCUAACAACAAGAUCUUCGAGAAAAGCGACGAUCAGGGACCACAAGCUCCGGUCGCGAUUAAGAAUCCUGCCGACGACGAUAUGUUCUACAACAAAAAGUCUUCGUUCUUCGACACCAUUUCUACUUCUACUGAGACCAACACCAACAUGAGAUGGCAAGAAGAGAAGCAGUUGAACCUGGACACGUUCGGUCAGGCCAGCAUCGGCAACAGACGCGGUCGCGGAGCUUACCGGGGUCGUGGUCGUGGCUACGGUCGUGGUGGUCGUGGAGGUGCCGGAGGUCGUGGAGGGUUUAGAAGGCCCGACUUCAACAAUCAGUCAAAUACCGGAGACGCUUCCUUUAAGCAAGACCGAGUGGAAUUCUAA